Molecule: messenger RNA, 1837 nt
Organism: Megalops cyprinoides (Indo-Pacific tarpon)
Lineage: Eukaryota; Metazoa; Chordata; Actinopteri; Elopiformes; Megalopidae
Gene: tmprss13a
Product: transmembrane serine protease 13a
Exons: 10
Coding region: 1-1035 (344 amino acids)
Biological process (GO): proteolysis
Cellular component (GO): membrane
Molecular function (GO): serine-type endopeptidase activity
Source: RefSeq, a predicted model, not a curated record
AUGGAGACAGACAUGAGAUUCGGCUUGGGUGGUGCUCUCCAGAUCAGGACCUCCCAGGAUGGGCGCUUCCUCCCGGUGUGCUCCCAGGGCUGGGACCAGACUUACGCUGACCAGACCUGCGCCCAGCUGGGCUUCAGAAGGAGCUAUAAGACAGGAAGUGUGCAUGGUCAGCCUUUCACUGCCCUCACAGUGACCAGCAAGAGUUCUGACCCCAUCCAGGGACAGGUCAAUGUCAGUACUUCCUGUCCUGGCCAGCAGACUGUCUCUCUGGAGUGUGUUGACUGUGGGAAGCAGCAGUCCACCUCCCGGAUCAUAGGGGGCACUGUUGCUAAGGCGGGUCAGUGGCCCUGGCAAGUCUCCUUGCACUAUCAUGACUUUCAUACCUGUGGCGGCUCCCUGGUGUCUCCAGACUUUGUUGUGACUGCUGCUCACUGCUUUCCAAGCUCAACCCCCUCUGCCCUCGUGGCCAGUAACUGGAAGGUGUACGGAGGAGACUUCUCCCAGGCCAAUCUGCCUGCCCCAUAUUUCGUAGAGAGGAUCAUCCUGAAUGAGAACUACAACAGCCAGACCAACGACCAGGAUAUCGCUCUGCUGAAGCUCAAGCAGCCAGUCAACUUCUCCACCACUGUCCAGCCAGUGUGUCUGCCUGCUUUUGACCAGACCUUCCAGCCUGGAAUGGAAUGCUGGAUCACUGGGUAUGGAACAACAGCCGAAAGAGCAGACCAAGGUUCUGACAAACUGAUGGAGGUGGCUGUGGACAUCAUUGACAGCCGGGUGUGCAACAGCAGCGAGGUGUACAGCGGAAGAAUGUCCAGGAGCAUGGUGUGCGCCGGGAACCUGGAGGGCGGAGUCGACUCCUGUCGGGGAGACAGUGGGGGGCCUCUGGUCUGUGAGGGAGGAAAUAACCGCUGGUACCUCGUGGGUGUGACCAGCUGGGGGGCAGGAUGUGGGCGGAGAAUGAGGCCAGGGGUCUAUAGCAAUGUGGGCAGCCUCCUGCCAUGGGUCUACAGCAUCAUGCAGCAAGAGAGACCGUGACACUACGCUGUUGCCCCUUCUCACCCCCCAACCAAGCCAGCAUCUCCCUCCACUGAACAUGAACCCACAAAGUCUUCCACACCAUCAUGGAAUGCGCAGAAGGAUAAAUGGAUGGAUGUACAGACUCCCCUGCAAGAUGAGAUUUAUCAGAUCUUAAUGCACUUUAACUGGGAACUUUUUAACUGGGUACUUCUCAGCUCAUGCCCUCGUAGCGUGUGGUCUGCCCUCCAAGUGCUCCUGGGGCCAACAGUGCCACCUUUCACGUAGCAGUGACACCUGGGAAAGAUUUUCUAGGCCCCCAAGCCACAUACAGAAUUUGAUUACUGCAUGAAAACAUGGCGCUUAAUAAGCAUGUCUGUUCUUGUGGUUCUAAAGUACUGCAGUUGCCAGUGGUGGUGUGUAGCAGUUCUUUGUGUUCAUUGAUGCCUUCCUACAAAAAUUGUAAAACGCACCAUGUUUACAUCCACCUAUAUGCAUGUGAUUAACCCGUGGUUUUAUUAAUAUCCCCCUUAAUGUGUGCACUGACCCUCUGUAAAUGGUGUGUGUGGUAUGUAUGCAUGAUGCAUUUUGUUACCUACGAAUGUUGUUUGUAAAUCCUACAUAUUUAUGGCCUUUUAAAGGGGUGGGUAGUGGGAGUGGGUGUUAUUUGAUCUGGGUCACUGACCCUCUGGUUUCAGGCACACUGUAUCAUUUUUUUUUAACACUGAAAUUCUGAAGCUUUACCACCCUCCUCAUGAAUAAGUAAACCUUUUAUGUUGCUGAGAAGGGCCCAAUGCAGUUGACUUCUCUGUCUCUCUCUCUC